UAGAAGCUUCGCGACUCAGCAGCAGCUCUGGACUUCUUUAGCUUAACUCCAAAACAAAGCCGGAGUUUAGAGCUCAGCGCUGAGGAGGAUCUUAAAAACCGCGGAUUCGGUGUUUUCCUCAGUUUCUGUAUGACAUGAGGAUUGUGGCAGGACCUGUAGAGUGAGGUGUGAUGGCGGAAACCUGAUUUUCUCGAGUUUGUUUUCCCGGCCUAGCAUGCUAACAGUGACAGUUUGCUGUAAGUUCGGCUUCGUACACGGAGAUGCGUCGUUAAAUAGGAUUGUUCCGCUCUUCAGCCGUCAGUAAGAUGAGUUGGUUUAACGCUUCACACCUGUCGAGUUUCGCUAAACAGGCUCUGAGCACCGCACAGAAGUCCAUCGACCGAGUCCUGGAUAUUAAAGAGGAGGACCAGUGGGGCGACGCCAUCACUCCGAGUUUAGACGAAGUCUCGAGCAAGCCAUUGUCCACAGGAUGGGGGAUGAACCAGUGGGAUUCUCCUUCAGAGGAAAGCCCGAAGACCCUCACACCUUCAUCCGAGGCCAUCACCACGCCCGUCACCCGCACGGUGGUGGAUGAAACAGAGAGUUUCUUCAGUGCCUUCCUGCCUCCCGGAGAUGGGCAGCCGGUCAAGAAAACUUCGGUGGUCUCCGUGGCGCCGACCAAAUCCUACCGCCGGCCUCAGGAGAACCCCGAAAACGAGAUGCAACCCGCAGCCAAGGAUGACGUCGACUCUUCCAUGCUUUCUCAGGAAGAUGUGAGUCAACACAGCAGCGAACAAGUAGCAGAGACCCACCCAGAGGAGGUGCAGGAAAAAGAAGAAACAGCUGUUCUGGAGCACGCAGAAGAAAACGAGGAGACUGAGAGCAAAACAGAGACACUGGAUUCCAGUUCAAGUCCACAAAUCCCUCAAGUGGACCCGCCUGCUCAGCCUGAAUCUGUAGAAAAAGUCGAGAGCUGUGGUUCUGCUGAGACUAAGAGCUCGGGGAAAGAGCCUUCUAAAGACACUAUUUUGGAAUCCAAAGAUGCGAAAGCAGAAGACCGUCAGAGCGACACCCCAUCUCCUCCUGUGAGCGCCUUCUCGUCCGGGACCUCCACCACCAGUGACAUCGAGGUUCUGGACCACGAGAGCGUCAUCAGCGAGAGCUCGGCCAGCUCAAGACAGGAGACGGCUGAGGGAAAAGCGGGGCUGCACCUCAUGCAGGGAUCCUUCCAGCUGCUCUCGGCCUCGACGUGCAGCGAUUUUCCGCGUCUGGACGACUACCCGAAGCUGACGGAGAGUUGCGGGUCUUCGUCCGACGCUUUCGAGCGCAUCGACUCCUUUAGCGUGCACUCUCUGGACAGCCGCAGCGUCAGCGAGGUCAACUCAGACGACGAGAUCCCCGGCAGCCGCACCCUGGCGUCCGUCACCGUCGGGACCAGCCCGCUCCCGGCUCUACCGCCACCACCACAGGCCAAUCAGGAGCAGGAAGAGGUGGAGGGAGGGACGUCUGACUGUGCGAAGGACCAAUCGGUGGAAGAGAUGGAGGAGAGCGGGCGUAGCGCGACUCCUGUGAACUCUGAACAACCAGAAGAGCUGCCUGAGGAGGAGCAGGAGUCCGGGUCACAUCUCUUGCUGUGUAAUAAAAGAACUGAAGCUGGGGAGUCACAUGACUCGUUGACAUCACCCAUAACCGAGGAGCAGAAAGGAGGCUCCACCUGCCAGCUCCUGGAGCUGCAGAAGAUGGUUAACGAGCUUACGAGCAGGCUGGAGACGCGGGAAAGCCAGCUGCUAGCAGUUAGCAAAGACAAGGCACGCCUGGAGGAGGAGUGCGACAACCUCAAGGAUGAGAUGAUCAGUCUGAAGGAGGAGAGCUCCAGCGUGGAGUCUCUCAAAGACGAGUUCACGCAGCGCAUCGCCGACACUGAGAGGAAAGCUCAGCUCGCCUGCAAGGAGCGUGACAUCGCCAAAAAGGAAAUCAAGGGUCUUAGAGAGGAGCUGUCAACCAGGUUCAACUCUGCGGAAACCAUGGAGUUGAUCAGAGAGAAGGAGGAACAGAUCAGAGGCCUUCUAGAAGAAGGUGAGAAGCUGUCCAAGCAGCAGCUGCAGCACUCCAACAUCAUCAAGAAGCUGAGGGCCAAGGAGAAGGAGAGCGAGGUGAAGAUCGCCAAGCAUUCCAAGAAGCUCAAGGAACAAGAGGAUGAACUCAAACAGCUGCAGCAGGUUCUAGAUGCGAAGGAGGAGAUUGAGAAGCAGCACAGAGAGAGCAUUAAGAAGCUGAACUCUGCCGUGGAGCGUCAGGAGAAGGAGCUGAGCAGGCUGCAGAGUGAAAACGACGAGGUGCAAGAGAAGAACCGCAGCCUGCAGGCCGCCCUCGACGCCGCUUACAAGGAGCUUGCCGAGCUGCACAAGUCCAACGCUUCAAAGGCCAGCGAGGCACAGGAGCUGGCUCUCAGCCGCGAGGUCCAAGCCAAAGAGGAGCUCAGCCUGGCAUUGGACAAAGCCAAGGAAGAGGCCCGCCUUCAGCAGGAGGCACUGGCCAAUCAGGUGGCAGAUCUGAGGUUGGCUCUGCAGAGAGCUGAGCAGCAGCAGGCCAGGAAGGAGGACUACCUCCGAGAGGAGAUCAGUGAGCUUCAGCAGCGGUUGCAAGGGGCGGAGACCAGAAACCAGGAACUGAGUCAGAGCGUUACCUCGGCGACGAGGCCCCUCCUGAGGCAGAUUGAGAAUCUGCAGUCAACUCUGGGAUCUCAGACGGUGUCCUGGGAAAAGCUGGAGAAGAACAUCUCGGACCGCUUAGCCGAGGCUCAGGCCCAGCUUGCUGUUGCGGUAGAAAAGGAGCGCUCGGUGACAGAGGAAAUACAUGCCGUCAAGGCUCAGUUGGCCUCCCUGGAGUCCCAGAACUCGUCACUGCGUCAGGAGAAGGGACGGCUGCAGGGCCAGCUGGAAGUGGAGAAGACUCGGCGUGAGAAGCUGGAGAACGACAGCAGCAGGGAGCGUGUUGAACUGGAGAAUCUGAAAGGCGAGUACACUCGUACUCUGGAAGAGGCCAAAAAGGAAAAGCUGCUGCUAACAAACCAGCUUGAGAUGGAGAAGGUAAAGGUGGAGCAGGAGAAGAAGAAAUGCUACCUUGCACAAGAAGCCUUGAAGGAAAAGGAGCGGAAGACGCUGAGUGUAUCUCUGAGCGAGGCUCCUGCAUCCUCCACGCCAUCUCUCUCCCGCUCCAGCUCCAUCAGCGGGAUGGAUCACGGGGGCAUACACACCUCUCUGCUCCCCCACGACGACUCUCCUGAUCACUCGUUCGCCUCCAUGACCCUCCCCGGGAACAGCUUGUACGAGGCGGCGCGUCUCAGCGGAGGCUCCAGCAUCAUCGAGAACCUGCAGUCACAGCUAAAACUGCGGGAGGGAGAAAUCGCACAGCUUCAGGUGGAGAUCUCAAAUCUGGAGCGGACUCGCUCGGCGAUGGCAGAAGAACUGGUGCGGCUUACUAAUCAGAAUGACGAGCUCGAGGACAAAGUGAAGGAGAUCCCCAGGCUUAAAGUGCAGCUCAAGGACCUGGAGCAGAGACACAAUACCAUCCUGCAGAUGUACGGCGAGAAGGCGGAAGAAGCCGAGGAGCUGCGUCUCGACCUUGAAGACGUCAAGAACAUGUACAAGACCCAAAUCGACGAGCUGCUCAAGAACCAAAAAUAACCCCUUUCGGUUUCUGUCUUGCUAACGGACAUCAAAGUGCAUUUACUGUACACGGACAAACUCUCUUAUAGAGCAGGAAGCUUUGUGGAAGCUUUGUGCAAAUAAGUUGCGGUGGCUUUGUGAUUAUGUUAAUUUUUUUCUUUAUGUGUGUAAUCGUGUAGUUAUUUAUGGGGUUGUAUGAGUGGGUGACUUUUUUUUUUUGUCUUUCUUUUUUCCUCCCCUUUUUUGAAGAUCGUUAGCAGAAACGGCCAAGCGCUCGUCUCUUGGUGUCGACCUCGACGCUAUGCACAUCAAUUUGCACUUUUAAAAAAACAUUUAAGAUUUAAAAAGCCUUUCUUCUCUGUGUUAAAUAUGUAAUUGUUCACUUCAUCCAAACCAUCGUACUAGUGUUGGUAUGCCCCAUGGGGCAAAAUGAAUAUUAAAAACUUUUGGCGAGGAUAUUUUCUUGCCAUAUUCUCUCACUUCAAGAAUUUUAGACGAUUGCUGUCAAUUCAUUGCGAGCAAUGAAAAAAACACUGGCAGUCUCUAAGGAGUGCAUAUAUUAUUUUUGAAAGAAAUAAUUCGGUCUCUUAAAACACGUAAUCGUAACACUUGCGAAGUAAAUAAUACAACCAUAUUUAAAUCUAGUACGAUUAUAUAAUUUAAUCUUCACUGUUGUGAAGAAAGAAAGCUCUCAACUUUAAAACUCUAAUAAAACUCUUUUGCCUGCCUUUUCUCUGUCUGAGCUGUUCCUCAUGCUCCAGGAACAGCAGAUAGAGCUCACAAUUGCUUAGCUUUUAAUUAGCUCUGCAUUAGCUAUGCAGAUUUUUUUUUCCUGAGACAUUUGAAUGAUGAACUUGUAAUUUUAUAAAUUGCAAAUCCAUAUUUGUAAGGUUAUUACAAAAAAAAGAAAUGACCAAAACCAACCCUAACUUUAGGUGUAGUUGCUAUUAUAUAUUAUUUUUGUCUUUACAAAUUAAAUGCUACAUUUAGGCCUAGGAAUUAGUUUAUUAAUUGCUGCUGUGGCACUUCGAGAAGUGGGAUCAAGUGAGCUGCUAGAGUAGAGCUAAUAGUGGAAAAAACAAACAAAAAAAAAGUUAUAAAAAUAACAUGCUA
Molecule: messenger RNA, 4760 nt
Organism: Clarias gariepinus (North African catfish)
Lineage: Eukaryota; Metazoa; Chordata; Actinopteri; Siluriformes; Clariidae
Gene: tmf1
Product: TATA element modulatory factor 1
Exons: 17
Coding region: 306-3665 (1119 amino acids)
Cellular component (GO): Golgi apparatus; endoplasmic reticulum
Source: RefSeq, a predicted model, not a curated record